This is a messenger RNA of Drosophila innubila, 6393 nucleotides long. RefSeq lists its product as uncharacterized. Gene Ontology annotation, molecular function: protein binding. The transcript has 15 exons. The coding region runs from base 135 to 6029 and encodes 1964 amino acids. The record is from RefSeq and is a predicted model, not a curated record. Lineage: Eukaryota; Metazoa; Arthropoda; Insecta; Diptera; Drosophilidae.
UGCAGGGUGGCAGCCUGUGGACCGGGUGGCAACCUUCCACACCAUUGACUUCAGUUUUAUUUUAAUUAAAAUUUGAUUUGUGCAACAAGAAAACGCUGAAAGCAGAUCCAAACAGUGAUCAAACAGCUUAAGUGAUGGCGUUGCAUGAGCAUGCGGAGCUCAAAGAUUUGCAAAUAUUUGAGCUGCGUCCGCUUAUAACGAAUUUCAGCUGCAAACUGUCCGCCGUCACAGUGACACCGUUCGAUGAAAAACAAUUCCUGUGUUUGGUCAGCGAGGAAAAUGAGAUUGUGUUGCGUUAUAUCAGCACGGCAGGUGCCCAGGAGGUGCUCAAGAUGAUUUCCUGGUUUCGACGCACCAAUCGUGUCAUUCAUGACGUCUGUUUCGAUCCUACGGGUGUUUGGCUUUUGGUUCUGUGUUUCGACAAUACUCUGCAUAUUGUGCCCGCUUUAUCUCUGGUCGACAAAUCGCACAAUCUGGACGCCUGUUCCGUGUACAGCACCACACAGGUGACAUCCUAUAUAAUACCGUUUGUGGGUCCCCACGAGUGUCCCAAUUCAAAGAAGUGUCCAAAUCAUUCCACGGAACUGAACGACUCACAUCAGCUGGAUGACUUGGCAGAGCAACUGCAACAUGUUAAGCUAGAUAAAGAGCCCGAUCAUUUGGAUGAGGAUGAGGUGAAAGAGGAGGAGCCUUUGGGUCAUGACUUGCCCGAGCAUAUGCUGGCCAAUGGUCCCUCAUCGGCAGCGGCAGAGGCGGCGACUGCGGAGCAAUCCGUCCAACACAAGGCAGCGAUCUUUGAUGCCACGGGCAACAGUCAAGUGAUGGCCACAUCCUUUAUGGCAUCCAAGACCUGUCCGUAUCCACUGUCUGUGGUUUGGUGGAAGACUUACUGUGGCCUGAAUCGUGCCAUCAUUGGUUACUCCGAUGGCUCCAUCUGUUUUGUGGGUCUCAGUCCCAACUGUCCAAUGAUAGCCAGUACAUCCAUCCAAAAUGGCUCCGUCGUGCGUUUGACAAUCAGCAAAGAUAAUACCUUCGAUGGCGUCAUGUUGCUGAUCACCUCAUCGUUGAAGGAACAAUAUAAACUGCUGCUCGAGCAGAAGGCCAUCAUGUAUGUGUAUCCUGGUGAUAGCUCACCUACAACACGUGAAGGCGCCUGGCAGAUUGUCAUGUCCGUACAUUCAAGAUAUCAAAAUCAACUUGGAAAUGAUGCGCGACAGAGUAACAGCUCCGAUCCGGCGUCUGAUAGCAGUCAAUUGGAGGAGGAUGUAUUUGCACCCGCAGCUGCCGGCGAUGAAGUAGCGCCCAACACACAAACAGCUCCUCCAGCUGCAACUGCAACUGGUCCGUUGGCACCCAGUGAUAUCAAUAGUUGCCUGCCACCAACUCCACCUCCUGCGCCGCCUGCCUACAGCGAAAGCGGCAUACGUUACCAACAACAGUUGUCCGCCAACAGCUUCGAUGGUAUUCUACCUGCCACACGUGCACGCCUCGCUUCGCUCAAGAGUCUGGGCUCCAAGAAGCUGCAGGCCAUCAAAAUGCGUUUGUCGGAUCAGCGGCAAAAGAUUGAUGAAUUUAUGCCUGAAACAAAUUCGGGUACAUUGGCCAUCAUGGAUUCACCAUCGGUGACGCCGGAACCGCUGGGCAACACCCAAGGCUCGUUUUACAACAUACAGAACCUGCGUAGCACGUAUUUGUUGAGUGCAUUGCACAGCAACAGUUGCAGUCUGACCGUGCACAGCAUCGAUAUUAAUUUGAAGCCAUUGUUUCUGUACAAGAUCCCCAAGCACUGUGUGGAUAUACUAAUUAGCUCUAAUAUACUGUAUGGUGUACAAUAUGUGGAUCUAAACAGUCACCAUGACACCAAUAGCUCCACUGCGGCAUCGUCGCUUGAGGAACCGCUGCUAGCGAACACGGAGAAGGAAAGUCUUGAUGCCGACACCGAGAAAUUGGAGCACGUUGAGCCGGGUAACAAUACCACCAAGAGCGAUGAAACGAGCGCAACAACGACAAGUGCAUCGAGCAUCGAUCAAAGUGAUGCCCAAAUGCCCAGUAAUGCCAUCAAUGCAGUCAGUGUCAUCAGCAGCGCAAUGGCUUCACUGCAUACCACCGAUGAUGAUCGCUUUAAUCAUCAGGCACAGUUGGCGCUAUUUCGCUUCGAGCAGGAAACUGUGCUCCAUCUGUAUCAGAUGGCGCAGUUUCGCGGUGACAACCAGCCGGUGGAAACUCUAACGAAGGAUGAAAAGGCAAAGGCAUUUGAGAUCAAGGACAUACACACACCAAUGGACUACGUACAGUUCUAUGAGACAGCCGAUGUUAAUAGUGAAUUUUCAUUGCGUCAAAUGGAGAUAAUGCAGGCGGAAUUCCCAAAAAUCAAUUAUGAUCCUUGCUAUGUCAUAACAAAUAAGAAUGUCUACACCAUACAGCUCAAGAAGGAACCAUUUGAACUGUUUCUAGACGCCGCACUGUUAAGCUCAUGGAAUCAAUGCCGAGAGUUUUGCAACACCUUUGAUCUGUCCUUUGAACACUGCAUCGAGUUUGCCGGAGAUUAUUUGUUGCGCCGCAAGAAGAUUACCCAAGCACUGAUCACGUAUAACGUGGCGAGGGUUAAACCCAUCCGUACUGCCCUCAAGCUGGCCAUGUAUGGACACACCUAUGCGCUGAUGCAGUUGAGUGCCAUGGCCUUGAAAUCAUCGUAUCUGUUGCGAUCGCGACAUUUGUGCCAUCCGCUGCUGAAGAGCAUUCUAUCGGAUGUCACCUAUCGUCAUUCUGAAGAUGUGCGUAAUAUUCUGCCAUUAAAUGUGAAGGAUGCAGAUGCGGUGGUCAACAGUGGAGUCUCCUGCAGUGAUUAUCACUAUGGCGUCGAUGAAUCAAUUAGUGCACUGCAAAUGUCACCAUCGUCUCAGUUUCAUUUGGCCAAUUUGCUGCUGAUAACGCUAGCCGAAAAGGCAGUCAACGAUAAGAAUUAUCUACCUCUGUGGAACUUUUUGGUGACCAACAGCAAGUAUCACACCAAUAUGACCAGCAUUGUCCUGUGCCAGAGUGGACUCUUCUCCGCCGCAAUAAUAUUGGCUAAGGUGCGUGGUGUUUGCCUGGACACAUUUAAUGCAUUGGUCAGCGUUGUUGGCCAAGAGUUUGGCUGGUACAAUGAGCUCAAUGUCUGUCUGUACAAUCUUAGCCAAAACAUUUUCAUAGAGACUAUCACAUACUUGCCGCUCGUGUCCAUGGAUUAUUUUAGUUUCAUUCAAGACAAGCUAGAACAUAUAAGGCCCUGUGUAUUGCAGCGUCUGUCCGCGCAGUUAAAUCCUUUUGCAGCAGCACUGCGUCCCAUUGUAUCAUACAGUUCCAGCAGCUCGUCAAGCAACAAUGACAAUAAUGCGCAUCUCUUUGAGUUCUGCAAAUGUCUAAUUGAAACAUAUUUGGCCGUGCUCAUCCAUAUGGAAUCGCAGCGUGUUAAGCAUGAUUCCAUUGUAAAUGCUUUGUCGAAUUUUCGCAUUAAUUAUGAGGACAAUCAGUUUGCCAUUGCAUCAUCGAGGUUCAAGCCAAUCUCCGCUGGUUGCGCCUACUGCGCGUGUGUGGUCGAUGGUGUUGCCUAUUUCUGGGGCUCCAGCGGUGUGCCCUGCUGCUUUAGCGCCCAGAAAUCAACAGAACCGCCUGAGCCUGCGCAUGCUGUAAAGACAUUGGAGCUGCUGUCCCAACUUAAUUUGGAAGUGCAUGCACUCAAAUGUGGACGUCAGCACACACUCAUAUUGACCAACAAUGGCCUGUAUGCCAUGGGCAACAACAGUCUUUGUCAGCUGGGCAUCGGACAGCACAUGCAAAUGGCGCUGCAACCGAUGCUGGUGACGGCUUUGGAUGGCAUGAACAUCACCAUGCUGGAGGCUGGACAAUAUCAUAAUGCGGCCGUUGUUGAUGGCAAGCUCUACAUGUGGGGCUGGGGCAUCUAUGGUCAACUUGGCAGUGGCAGCUGCGAGAACAUUGCCACACCAACACUAGUCAGUUUCUUCAAGUACAAGAAAGUUUUACAAAUAUCGCUGGGACAUGCGCACACUUUGGUGCUAUGUCAGGCCAUCCACAAUAAUUACUCAGAGGCUAAUCGCAGUGACAACGAGCUCUUUGUGUUCGGCUCUAAUCAUUUUGGCCAGCUUGGUAUUGGCAACAAUGAGCAGACGGAGACAAAGACGAGUCUACCGCUACGCCUGAACCUGGGCGACUGCAGCUUAAGACUGAUACACACGAAAUUUUUUACAAAUUUAGCUGUAGACGAGGAGGAACGUAUGUAUACCUGGGGCAGUUCACCGCAGGCUCUGCGUCUGGCCAAUCAAAUAAAGCGUCGCGCCAACGCCAAGCAGAAGCUGGAGGAGAAUCAUCAACGCGAGAUGCUAAGUAGAAGGCUGGAGGAAACUCUGCUGCCGGCCUCCAAUAGCAGUAGUGCUUUGGUGGAACCAAGUACAUCCUAUGCAGCUGUUGUUGUUGGCGCUAUUCCCAAGCCCAGAGUAGAAACCAAAGAGUCCAAGGAAAAAGAGGCUAUGAUAUCGAAUGCGAGUGAAAGUGUCGGCUCCAAAUUGACUACGGGAGCGACGGGAACUGCAUCUACAUCGACUGCUCCACAGCAACCCACUGAACCGGAUCCCACGGAGCAUAUGACGCCACAUCUGGUGGACACCAGCGAGGUGGCUGGACAGAUACUGCAGAUCUCCAGCGGAUUGUUUCACUUUGCUCUCAUAUCGUCAACGUGCACUUUGUAUACGUGGGGAAAAAAUCUGGAGCAUCAGCUUGGCACCGAGGACAAGGAUCGGCGUGCUGUGCUGAAACCAUCGCCCAUUGACAGCAUCGAGAGGCCAAUGUAUGUGGAUUGUGGUGCGGAUUUCACGCUUGUCAUGACCACCGAUCAUAUUGUGAAGGCUUUCGGUGGCAACUCGAACGGACAAUGUGGUCGCGACUUGGGCGCCAGUCUGGAUCGGAUGCGACAGCGUGUCGUCUGUCUGCCCACGACAAAGCGAUUGAUGCGUUUCGAGAGUCAAUGUGUUGAGGCGCCGGUGGAAAUUAAUUUGCCACGUCCACGCAUACGUCUGGAUCAGGAUCCUGUGCGUUAUCUGAAGGUGAUUCCGCCGUAUCAACCACAUUUUCUGCAGCAGGCAAAUAUUAACUUUGAGCAACACAAUUCGUUGGCAACGCUCAAUUAUAAAUCCAGCACGGAGCAAGCGGGCACGGGACAGGACUCGGAUGAUCUGCUGAGCAGUCUGGAGAAUUUGAGUCACAACGAUGCGAGCUACUCGUUUAAUGCACCACAAUUGGCCGAUGGCAAUAGCUCACUGGAUUUGGAUUAUUCGCCGGAGGAGCAGAGCUAUUUACCAUUGCCGAAUCAAGCAUUGCCAAGUCAGCAAGCUGCGCUGCUGGGAGGAUGUGAUGAUGAUGUGAGCAGUUGUACGCCCAGUUCAGGGGCUGCAGAUGUUCUGCGUCAUUACAUACAUUACUGUCUGUAUGCCUUUCAAGGCUUGUACAAUCCCGAUAAAAUUGGUGCGCAUCGUAAUGAGUAUCGCAUACGCAUAUGUAUGCUCAACUUUCGUUUUGUGGAGGCCUUUCAACUAUGUCUGCACAGCUGUGACAAUGCCCAGCGGACACUGAAACUCUUUGAGUACUUCAGCAAGGAUACGGGCUAUGUGCCACUGCAUCGUUCCGAUCUCAAGCAUCUCAUCUAUCACAUGUGUGUGCAUUUUUUGGAGCACAAAUUCGAUAUGCUGGAGUGUGAGCGUUACUUUAUGGCCGAUCUCGAUUACUACUGGCUGGAGUUGGCAUAUGUUUUCUAUUUUAACAACAAUAAUACGGCCUUGGAACAGAAUCUCAACCAGAAGUUUAAAGAAUUGAUGGCAGCAACGGAUUGUAAUCAAUCGACGGUGAAUGCAUUGCAAUUGCAGGAUACGGAUGCCAUUUUUGAUAGUUUUACGGUCAAAUUUAAGACGAUUCUCUGCCAGCGUUUGCUCAGCUAUUGUGAUGCGGAUGCCACUGAAGCGAAUGCCACCAGCAAUUAGCAUUGGAUACAUCUUGGUUCUUGCUUUGAAUUCGCUUAGUUAUGGAACAAAUUUUCUCAAUUAAGUUGAUAGUUUUGUUACCCUCUUUAAUUGUUUGUUCUUUCAUUAUUACGGUUGUAAUUUAAAGUUAUUUCUUGUGAGUACCAAGAUCCACAUCCACACCAAAGAUCAGAUAAUGGCGUGUCUCACUCUCCACUCUCUUCACACAUACAUAUAUACAUAAGUAAAUAUUACAUAUUAUUAUAUAUUAUAUUAACUAUUAUCUAUUACCCGCCCACACACACACACACACACAUACACAUGUUUAUACUUAAUUACAUAAUUGUUGCGCAUAUAUUUAUAUAAAUAGCUUUUAUAGCCAUGU